CUCAGUGAGUGUGAGAUCUAAUCUACAUCUAGAUAAUCAUAAUAGUAGAUUCUAGAUAUCUCUAUAUCUAGACUCUAUAGAUUUAAUAGAUAUCUAGAUCUAUAUACCUGAAAUUACCCAACUUUUUAAAAACAAUAAUUUUGAAUAAUGUCGUCUCAAGAAAUUAUCACCUUACAAAUUGGUCACUAUUCAAACUUUGUUGGAACGCACUGGUGGAAUUUACAGGAAUCAUCAUUUGUUUAUGAUCCAAAACUACUUGAAGGAUCCCCUAAAGAAAUUGAUCAUGAUGUAUUGUUUAGAGAAGGAAAAACAAUAAAGGGAGAUGUUACCUAUACUCCACGUUUAAUACUUUUUGACCUCAAGAACAGUUUAGGAACUCUUAAGAAAGAUGGUACACUAUAUGAUGUUGAAAGUGAAGAGAGUGUGAAUUGGGUUGGAGAUGUCACCUUACAUAAAGCACAAAGCUUAAAGAAAAAUAAAUUUCUUCAGAACCUUGAUGAGGAAUUAGUUAAGAAAAAUGAAGAUAUUGACUCUGAUGAUAUUGACAGUGAUCAGAAAGAAGGUACAGCAUCAUACAAAAUAAUUGAUCCAGUAUUUGGUAAAACACAUUACAAUCUUGAUAAUGUGGUAGAGGUUUGGUCAGAUUAUCUCCGGACAUCUUUUCAUCCCAGAUCUGUUUUUAUUUUAAAAGACCAUCUUCACAAUAACACAGAGUCUCCAUUUAAUGUAUUUGGCAUGGGUCAGCAAGUCUGUAAUAAUGGCGAGGAAUGGGAUGAAAUAGAAAAUAGGCUUCGAUUCUUUUCAGAGGAAUGUGAUUACUUACAGGGCUUCCAUAUACUGCUUGAUAGUCAUUCUGCAUUUGGUGGUUUAGCAUCAUCUAUUUUAUCCUAUUUAUCUGAAGAGUUUUCAAGCAAAUCAAGACUAAGUUUUGCAUUGACACCAGCCUGCUCAUCUGAUGGGACAGCCUUGGAGAGAUCUUGUAGAAUUUUGAACAGUGCUUUGAGUUUGAACUUUUGUUCUGAACACAGUGACUUGUAUGUUCCAUUAUCAUUAGCUUCUUCCUUGUGGAAAAGUGUGGGCUCACCACGUAUGUUGCCACAUCUUCAGUAUCAAGCAACACUUGAUUAUCACAGCAGUUCUAUUUUGGCUGCAAGCUUAGACACUGCUACAUUGCCAUACAGAAAAGAGAAAAGUGGUGUUAAAAUGAGUAACAUCACUUCAGCAUUUAAUGCUCUAGGACGGAAGGUUUCAGCCUUGUAUAGUAGCUUGCCAUUUCCUCUUAGAAGUGGUGCAAGUAUUGUUGAUACACUAAUGGAACUUGAAAAAACACAACCUUGGUCUUCAAUGACUCCACAUGUAAACUCUUCCUCACCCUGGCUUGAUAUGUGUGUAGCUCGUGGACUUCCAACCACUAUGAUAAAUAAAGAAUCUCACAAAGGUGACAGUGCAAAACAUUUUACAAGGUGUACAAGUAUUGAUGAUGUCAUUAGAAUAUAUUGCUCAGAAGUGUUCCCGAGUUCACAGAGUGCUAGUUUUGUUCUACGAGAUAGUGUUAAAGUGGGAUUACCCUUUCCACACAUAUUUGAUCCUCAUAUCAACCAUUGUGGGUUUAUUACAGAUACUCUUAGGCCAGCAUUAUCAGGUGUUGAAACUGUUCCCAUCAUGACCUCCUUGCAGUCUAAUCCAGAUGUUUUUAGUUACAUUGAAAGCCUGGAAAGUUGUGUCUCUAAAUUUAACAUAGCCAAGCAUCAACACUUUAUUGAAGCUGGCUUGGAGCCAGAUGAUUUCACUGAGAUGUUACAUAAUCUCAAAUCUUUAGCUCAAUGUUAUAAACACUUGGAAGAUCUAUAGCAGAUUUCAGUUACAAAAUCUUGAUAACCCAAUGUAACUUGGACUUAACUUUUUAUAUCAGCUCAAAGCAUUGCCACAAUUAUAUUGAUAAUCUUUUCUCUGACACAUUGUUGCAAUUUAGUGAAAGCCAGAGUAGUGAUAUUUAGCAGUGUUAUUUUUGUGUGAUAUUUAUGAAACAGUAUAAAAAUUGUUGUCUAAUGUAAGUGUUUUUUUUGUUUUAAUUUGUCUAAAAAUUGUUUAACCAUAAUCUUGAAAAAAGGAUCUAACAUAAAUGAGUUUGAGUUUUUGACAAAUCAGCACAAUUAAAAUGAAAUAGAUAAAAGUCUUUAAAGUCUUACAAAUUAAAUCAACAUCAGAUUUAAACUAAAAACAUUUUUUUAUUUACAAACAAAUUUUUAAAAAAUUGAGUCGUGUCAUACAUAACAAGUGAAACAUUGAUACCAAUACACUAAAUUAUCUGUAAUAAUAACAAAAAAAGUAAUAAUAAUAACAUGGUUAAGUUGAAAAGGUUUUAAAUCGUGUUGUUACAUUGUAUCAGAUUAUUUCUCUAAAUUAAAAAAAAAAAAAUACAAGGUCAAAAAAAAAUUGAACUUAUAUCCACUAGAAAUAAUUAUAAAACAUGCAUGGUUUGAAAUAGUUGUACUUUUAUUAAAUUAAGUUUUAGAUUUUCAAAUAUGAAAUCUAAAAUUAUUACGUGCAGUUCUUCACAAUAAGCAUUAAAACAUUAUUAUAUUAAAUGAAAGAUGAACAAUCUACUAGCUAACGAUUGAAACACUGGCUAACCGAGUUUUAUGAGAGAACAAGAAAAAAAACAACUAAAAAAUAAUUUUAAAAAAAGCUUAUACGAAGUGUAAUUGUAUCAAUUAGUUUAGAUCUGUCAUGUAAUUAAAUUUCAAAUAGAUCUAGACCAAUAACAAUAAAUUUGUGCAAUUAAUAA
Molecule: messenger RNA, 2788 nt
Organism: Biomphalaria glabrata
Lineage: Eukaryota; Metazoa; Mollusca; Gastropoda; Planorbidae
Product: protein misato homolog 1-like
Exons: 14
Coding region: 148-1851 (567 amino acids)
Biological process (GO): mitochondrion distribution
Cellular component (GO): cytoplasm
Source: RefSeq, a predicted model, not a curated record